AUGAACGAGAAUCAAGACCCUGAACUACUUCCCAUUGAUCUAGAAAUCGAGCACACCUUUAGAAGAAGGCGAAGAAUACAAAAGUCAAAAAGGGAAGUAGUAGUGAUGCAUGCUAAGAAAGGGGCUCAACAGGGAGCCGCCCAGAGGGUAGCUCCUCUACCAGGAGUCGCUCAUGAUCCACCAGUAAAUACAGCAGGAGUUGCUCAAGAUCGAGCAGCUCAAGGGGGAGUAGCUGCCAAGAAUGGGCAAAAUGCAGUUAUUGUGGCUGAUGACAGAGAUCAUGCUAUAAGGCAAUAUUCUCUCCCCCUCUUCAAUGAGCUUAAUCUAGGAAUUGUCACACCAGAAAUUCAGGCAGCACAGUUUGAAUUGAAGCCAGUCAUGUUCCAAAUGCUUCAAACUGUGGGUCAGUUUAGUGGGAUGCCAACAGAGGAUCCUCACCUUUACCUUCACAUGUUCAUUGAAGUAAGUGACUCUUUCAAGCUGCCCAGAGUGACAGAGGAUGCAUUGAGACUAAAGUUGUUCCCAUACUCCUUGAGAGAUAGAGCCAGAGCUUGGUUGAACUCCUUGCUAUCUGAUUUCGUGAGUACUUGGCAAGAGGUGGCUGAGCGGUUCUUGAUGAAGUAUUUUCCUCCCACUAAAAAUGCCAAGCUUCGCAAUGAGAUUACUUCAUUUCAACAACUUGAUGAAGAAUCCUUAUAUGAGGCAUGGGAGCGGUUUAAGGAGUUGUUACGCAAAUUCCCUCACCAUGGAAUUCCUCAUUGCAUCCAAAUGGAAACCUUCUAUAACGGUCUUAACGCUCAUACUAGGAUAGUGGUUAAUGCUUCAGCGAACGGGGCUCUUCUUGCUAAGUCCUAUAAUGAGGAAUAUAUAGUGAAGAAUGAAGCUAUUAUUCAGAGCCAAGCGGCUUCAUUGAGGAACUUAGAAAACCAAGUUGGGCAACUAGCUAAUGAGCUUAGAAAUAGACCCCACGGUACACUGCCAAGUGAUACCGAGAAUCCAAGGAGUAUAGGGAAGGAACAUUGUAAAGCUGUCACUUUGAGGAAUGGAAAGGAGUUAGAGAAGGACAAGACCGAGUCUGGGCAUGAGGGGAUACCACAGCAUUGUCAACCAGCAAGCUCAAUUUCAAAGAAGCCACCUCCAUUUCCUCAACGUUUUCAGAAGCAAAAGUUGGAUUCUCAAUUCAAGAAGUUUCUAGAUAUGUUGAAGCAGUUGCAUAUCAACAUCCCACUGGUAGAGGCACUUGAGCAAAUGCCUAACUAUGUAAAAUUCAUGAAAGAUAUUCUUACAAGGAAGAGAAGGUUAGGAGAAUUUGAGACAGUGGCUCUUACCAAGGAAUGUAGCUCAUUCUUGCAAAACAAGCUGCCACCGAAGAUGAAAGAUCCUGGGAGUUUCACCAUUCCAUGUACCAUUGAUAGAUCUCUUGCUUAUCCAGAUGGGAAGAUUGAGGAUGUCUUGGUAAAAGUUGAUAAGUUCAUUUUCCCAGUUGAUUUCAUUGUGUUGGAUUAUGAGGCAGACAGGGAGGUACCAAUCAUUCUAGGGAGGCCUUUUCUAGCUACUGGUAGAACUUUGAUUGAUGUGCAAAAGGGUGAACUUACUAUGAGGGUUCAAAAUGAGGAGAUGAUUUUCAAUGUUUUCAAGGCUAUGAGAUUUCCAGAUGAGGACGAAGAGUGUUCUGUGGUUUCAGUGGUAGAUUCUUUGGCUUCAAAGGAAUUAGAAAACAAUUUUGAUGAUCCUCUAGAGAGACUCUUGAUGUUUGAUUCACAUGCAGAGGAUGAGGAUGAAUACUUAGCUUAG
Messenger RNA from Humulus lupulus (European hop), 1794 nucleotides. RefSeq lists its product as uncharacterized. The coding region runs from base 1 to 1794 and encodes 597 amino acids. The transcript has 4 exons. Lineage: Eukaryota; Viridiplantae; Streptophyta; Magnoliopsida; Rosales; Cannabaceae. The record is from RefSeq and is a predicted model, not a curated record.